Molecule: messenger RNA, 2864 nt
Organism: Jatropha curcas
Lineage: Eukaryota; Viridiplantae; Streptophyta; Magnoliopsida; Malpighiales; Euphorbiaceae
Source: RefSeq, a predicted model, not a curated record
UUGAAGGACGGGAAUGUUUUUCUUUAACCGUUUGAUAGAUGUACGUUAACGUGGCAUAUAUCAACCGCCUCACCUGGACGUAGACGUUUCUACGUCGGAAAAGCGAACUCGGAUCUCUUAGCCCGAGUAAGCUCCGAUGUCUGAUUCGAGCAAAUAUUUGCUUUUGAUUCUUCUAUGGAGCGGUUUUUGAUAGUUAUUUGCAUCUGCUCUCGCAUAGAUUCUAAUACUGUUUAGAAGAUUUGUUCUUUGAUCCUCUCUCCGAAAUCAGUCGACCAUGGGCCGUUCGCGUGCAGUGUCUCGUUCUAUUGAUGACGACGCCAAUCAUAGAUCAAAGAGAAAAAAGACAGCUUCUAAUGCAGAGAGUGGACAGACUGCAUCUACAGUAUCCCAAGAGACAAGUGAAGGGAAAGCAGCACUAUACCACUGUAAUUAUUGCAAAAAAGAUAUCUCUGGAAUGAUUCACAUUAAGUGUGCAGUGUGCCCAGAUUUUGACCUUUGUCUAGAGUGCUUUUCUGUUGGAGCUGAGGUUACUCCUCAUAAAAGCAGUCAUCCAUACAGGGUUAUGGACAAUUUGUCUUUUCCUCUCAUUUGUCCAGACUGGAAUGCAGAUGAAGAGAUAUUACUUCUUGAGGGCAUCGAAAUGUAUGGAUUUGGAAACUGGACUGAAGUAGCAGAACACGUUGGAACCAAGAACCGGUCACAAUGUAUUGAUCACUAUAAUGCUGUGUAUAUGAAUUCCCCAUGCUUUCCUCUCCCAGACAUGUCUCAAGUUAUGGGAAAGAGUAGAGAGGAGCUCCUUGCAAUGGCCAAGGGCUAUGGUGUUAUCAAGAAAGAGUUUCCUGCACUUGGGGAGCUUACAUUGAAAGAGGAGUCCCCCUUAUCUGCAAGAGUCAAAAGUGAAGCUCAAAAAAAAAAAGAUGUAGCUUGCCAAUCCUCACCUAGCUUAAAAUCAGAAUUUGGAGCUUCUAUGAGUUCAAACAGCGCGAACACUUUCACAGGUGCCAUAAAGAAAGCCUCCAAUAUCACCCAGAUGAAGGAUGGAAUUAAAGUGGAAGACUUGCAGGCAGACAGGAGCAUUGGAGAGAAAAAACUUAGGGCGCCAGGAGAGGAAGGGCCAUCCAUGACAGAGUUAAGUGGGUACAACUUCAAGAGGCAGGAAUUUGAGAUUGAAUAUGACAAUGAUGCAGAGCAGUUAUUAGCGGAUAUGGAAUUCAAGGACACUGACACCGAUGCUGAACGUGAACUGAAACUGCGAGUUCUGCAUAUCUACUCAAAAAGGCUUGAUGAGAGGAAACGAAGGAAGGAUUUCAUACUGGAAAGAAAUUUACUUUACCCAGAUCCAUUUGAAAAUAACCUUGCCCCUGAGGAGAGGGAAAUAUAUCAGCGUUACAAGGUCUUCAUGAGGUUCCACUCAAAAGAAGAACAUGAAGAAUUGAUGAAGAGUGUUAUUGAGGAACAUCGAAUUGUCAAAAGAAUACAGGAUCUUCAGGAAGCUCGAGCGGCUGGCUGUCGAACAGCUGCUGAGGUGAACAGAUUUAUUGAGCAGAAACAAAAGAAGGAAGCUGAUCAUAGCAUCCAUAGAGUGAAGGAAAGUACAGUGGCUGGUCCAAGUGGUAAAGUGCUGCAGAGGCCUACUAACCUUAAAGGGGAAGUUGAUGGCAGUCCCCGUGGAGUCGUUAAGGGGUCCCCUGGUUUGCAUGCUGGUGACAAGGACUCAUUUUCAACUAUUGCAAAACAAAUCUCAAGCUCUUUAGAUGAUUGGGAUAUCUCUGGAUUCCUAGGGGCUGAUUUGCUCUCUGAAUCUGAGAAACGUCUUUGUGGUGAGAUGAGAAUAUUACCUUCGCAUUAUCUAAACAUGCUUCAGACUAUGUCGGUGGAGAUUAUGAAGGGCACUAUUACAAAGAAAUCUGAUGCAUAUGGCCUGUUCAAGAUGGCACCGAACAAAGUAGAUCAAGUUUAUGAUAUGCUGGUGAAAAAGGGGAUUGCCUAAGCAUGACUAGAAAGGCAAGCGAUAAGAAGAGACUACCACCAGAAGCUGCCAGUAGAUGACCAGUUAUUUGUCACCUCCAUCUGCUGGUGGGGGGUUGGGGGUCAAGGUCACUCACGGGACUGGGAAACAUGGCUGAUAAGACUGGACAAUUAUUUACGGUCAAAGUUGGUGUGGAUUGAAUUCUGAUCAUAAUUGGUGGGAAAAUGCUGAAGGAAUGCCUUGCUACCAGUGGCAGCUUUUUGCCAAUUUUCCUGAAGCUCUUUCUUCAGAAAAUCUGCCAGCUCAUAUGGAGAGUGUUGGCGCCAAAUUCCCGGAUGACCACUGUGGAGCUUCUUUUGAAUAAUUUUCUUGGAAUGCUCUGACAUGAGAAAGGCCAAGUUACAAGCAGCCUCUGAAGAGUCAUACAGAGAUAUCAAAAGAGGGAAAGUAAUUCUAGUAACUUUGAAUGUAUUAUUUAGGAUUGUUGUAGGGAACUGAUUGGUGGAGUAUAUGAAUAGUUAUGAGAGUACUGGAGAAUGGUGAGGUGCUGUGAGCGAAGUUCUCAAAUUAUCUGGGAAAUUUGUUGUCUCAGAUGCGCGACAGUUUUUAAGAUGACUGGAUAUUGGUGAGUUGAAAAAGCAAUGAAUAAGGCUGCAAAAGCACUAGACAUUGCAAGGGGAGGAGCGGUUGCAAGAACACCAGAAGAAGAAAGCUCCCACCAGAGCCAAUGCAGACGAAGAAGAUGUCAUGGAUGUGCUGUGGUAUAUUCUUUGAUGAUGAUACUAUCAACAAAACCAACUUGUCUGGUAUUCCAAGUUGGCUAAUGAUAGAGUUGAAUCAAAUAACAUAUUUUCCAUGGCUUAGUUCCAAUGAAAUUAUAGUUGAAGUUCAGGCA